Hirundo rustica (Barn swallow) is the source of this 827-nucleotide messenger RNA. It is a transcript of the gene TMEM273, whose product is annotated as transmembrane protein 273. NCBI's taxonomy places the organism in Eukaryota, Metazoa, Chordata, Aves, Passeriformes, Hirundinidae. The record is from RefSeq and is a predicted model, not a curated record. The transcript has 6 exons. Bases 6 to 317 code for a protein of 103 amino acids.
AAUUCAUGCACACUUGGGUGAAACCAUUCUGUUGCCACAACUUCAUGAUGACCUUACUAACAAGCUGGAUGUCAGCCCCAACAGCAUUUCUCCUCUUAUAUUUUUGGAGAGCAAAGGUACAUGCUUCUGGAAACCCAGAGGAGGAAAUAGAUUACACAUACGUUAUUAUAGGAGUUACUCUGGGAGCAGUUCUAGCAAUUGGUUUUGUAGCAGUAAUAAUCUGCAUGAUCAAAGCCAAAGUGAUUGACAGUGUCUUUGGAGAGUCAGAUGGCAGAAUGGAUAAAAGGUCGAAUUCGGGAUCGAGCCAAAACAGAUGACAGCAAUGCAAUAAGAAACCAAAGGACAAGAGAUCAAUAACCCUUUUGCAAUCAACAGUUACCUGGUCUGAGGAUCAAUAGAAAUCUCUUGUGCACAGGCAGGAAUCUUACCAAUGCCAAUCCUUUUCUUUGUUCUUUAGUUGAAAGGCUGAUUGAUUGUUUACAGGAAGACCUUAUAGUGCAGCUAACUUCAAUGGCCUGCACCCAAAAGGCCACUCAGCAUGUAUAUGAAGGAAAUGUAUGAGGAAAAUAAAAUAGAUGAGCUCUGUUCACUAAUAGAUCCUCUUUAUUCUGUGAUAAUUAUAUGAUUGAUUUCUGAAGUCAGUUAAAUACCAGCUAAUCAGAAAGGUGGCAGUAUAAUUCAGGAGCAGAAUUUAUGGUCACACCCAUAUUUCAAGAGAAGUAAACAAUGAUUUCAUCAACCUGGAAAAUAUUUCAUUUGAGGUUAAAACAGAACAAGGCUUCUCAUUUCAGGAAAAACAUGUUUUCUGUUAUUAACACAAAAACGUU